Paralichthys olivaceus (Japanese flounder) is the source of this 631-nucleotide messenger RNA. RefSeq names its product microsomal glutathione S-transferase 1-like. The record is from RefSeq and is a predicted model, not a curated record. NCBI's taxonomy places the organism in Eukaryota, Metazoa, Chordata, Actinopteri, Pleuronectiformes, Paralichthyidae. Gene Ontology annotation, molecular function: glutathione transferase activity. Gene Ontology annotation, cellular component: mitochondrion; membrane.
CUGGUCCCGCCCCCUGAGUUUCUGGGCCACAGGUCAGUUUGUUUGAACAAAACAUCCUCAGACUCGCUCCUCUCCUGCAGAGUCAACACAGAACCUAUAAAUCAGCAGACAUGGCUGAUCUAAUGGAAAAUGAGGUAUUUAAGGCUUUCACCACCUAUGCUGCCAUCAUCAUUCUGAAGAUGAUGCUGAUGGGGCCCUUGACUGGAUACUACCGCAUGACCAGAGGGGCUUUCUCUAAUGAAGAAGACGUGAGCAGAAAGUCUGCAGAGGAUAAGAAGAAGCUGCUGAGAACCCAUCCAGAAGUGGAGCGUGUUCGAAGGUCUCACCAGAACGACCUGGAGAACAUCGUUCCCUUCGUGGUGAUCGGCCUCCUCUACUCCCUGACUGCACCUGAGCUCUCAGCUGCCCUGCUUCACUUCCGCAUCUUCGCCGGCGCGCGGAUCUUCCACACCGUCGCCUACGUCGGCGCUCUGCCUCAGCCCAGCAGGGGUCUGUCCUGGAUACUGGGCAUGCUGGUCACCUUCUCCAUGGCUUACAGGGUGCUCAGCACAGUUCUCCUCCUGUAGACGUGACACUGGACCAACAGAUCUUCACCCCCGCUACAGAUUAAACCUGAAUCUAUUUUCUUUCA